Molecule: messenger RNA, 924 nt
Organism: Fraxinus pennsylvanica
Lineage: Eukaryota; Viridiplantae; Streptophyta; Magnoliopsida; Lamiales; Oleaceae
Source: the annotation of a GenBank genome assembly
AUGUAUAAGAACCAGCUGCAGGAGCUGGCGCAGAGAAGCUGCUUCAACCUGCCGUCAUAUACGUGCAUAAGGGAGGGUCCGGACCACGCGCCGCGAUUCAAGGCCAUCGUUAACUUCAAUGGCGAGGCCUUUGAGAGUCCCAACUACUGCUCCACACUCCGCCAGGCCGAGCACUCCGCCGCCGAGGCAGCCCUCAACUCCCUCUCCUCCAGCGGUCCCUCCCACUCACUCGCCGCCCGCAUUCUCGAAAAUAACGAUGAGCAGGAGCAGAUAAGAAUAGCAAGGGCCUUACUGAACUAUCGUGCAAAGGAAAAAAUGGAAAUGGCUAACCCUAACAGAGUCCCCAUACCGUUUCAGAAAAAAUUCCCUAUUCCAACCCGUCAAUCCUCUAGUCCACAGCGACCUACAGCGCCCACAUCCAAAAUCCUUCCCUUAUUACACCAGAAAACUGCUCCUCGAAACAGACCUUCGUUUAUUGCAAAUGACAGUCAUAUUCCAUUGUCACACCGUCGACCAUUUUCACGGCCCACAUCUCCAGAAGUUCAGGCAAUACACAAUCCGAGGUUCCCUGAUGUUGGGGCAGCACCUUACCUCCCUGUUAGACAAUGUAGGGCGCCUUAUCAAGGGAUCGCGCCAGCGGUUACAAUAAGAAAUUCGGUGCCAGUUUUCUCUGCACCACCACGUCCACCACCUUCACAUCCUAUUCGGCCCCAAUCUGUGCGAGUAUCCCCACCUGUUUGUGUCCGGCAGGUAGUUCCUGUUUUUGCUGCUCCGCCUGUGCAUAAAGAAAUCCCACCACUACCUAUGACGACUUGUGCACCUCCAAAUAAAAGGCCACUCGAGGAUGAGGAAACUGUGAAGAAUUGCACAGACGGCAUCGAUGAAUCUACUGCAGUGAAGUGCUUGGAACAACUCGAGAUAUGA